AUGACUCCUUGGGAAAGACGACUUCUUAAUGCUUCAAGUGGAGGAUCUUUGACUGACAAGACCCCAACGGAGAUUCGGGAUCUCAUAAAAAACAUAGCGGAGGAUUCAAGGCAUACUAGUCAAGAUGAAGAUUGGUACACAAAUGCACCUCGAUGUGUAAAAGAGGUGCACACUCCUCAAAUUGUAGCUCAACUGUCCGAGUUGACUAAGGUGGUAAUGAUGCUUGCUAAGGACAAAGGAGGCUAUUCCGGGCAUAAUCAAAGAACUUACGAUCAGUCCCAAGGAAAUCAAGGGUGGAACAACAACCAAAACAUGAGCUAUCAACAAAGACCACCACCCCAUUACCAAGCAAGGCCUCCAUUCCCACAACAAAAUUACCAACCGAGGCAACUACAACCUCCUCCUCAACAAGCCGGAUCCUCAAGUAUGUCCUUAGAAGACAUAGUCAAAAGCCUUGCCACUAGCACCCAAAGUUUUCAGCAAGAGACCAAGGCAAGCAUCAAGAAUCUUGAGCAACAAAUGGCACAACUUGCUCAAUCGGUGAGCAAAAUGGAGAAUCAAGGAAAGCUACCUCCUCAAACUGAAAAGAACCCAAAGCGCAAUGCUUGUUCAAUUAUCUUGAGGAGUGGAAAGAAAUAUGACGACCCAAAGAUGCUCGAUGAAGAAGAAGAGGAGUUGGUGAUAGAAGAACCACAAAAGAAGUAUGAAAAGAAAGAAAAAAUGGUGGAGAAAAAGAAGUCGGAAGAGAAAGAAGCAAAGAUCACACCACCACCUUUUCCAUCAAGAUUGAGCAGCAACAAAAAAGAGAGAGAAGAUAGUGAGAUCAUGGCAAUGUUCCGGAAAGUUGAAGUCAACAUCCCUCUCUUAGAUGCGAUCAAACAGGUACCUAGAUAUGCUAAGUUCCUUAAGGAACUUUGCACAUAUAAAAAGAAGCUGCGAGAAAAGGAUGCCCCAAAGUGCAAGGAUCCAGGUGUUUUCACCGUUCCUUGCAAAAUGGGAAACUUAUAUGUCCCCCAUGCUAUGCUAGAUUUAGGAGCUUCAAUUAAUGUUUUACCAUAUUCUGUUUAUAAAUCUAUUGGCAUAGGCACUUUAACAAAAACAGGGGUGAUCAUCCAACUUGCAGAUCGUUCUAUAGUACACCCAAAAGGUGUAUUAGAGAAUGUUUUGGUACAAGUUAAUGAGCUGGUCUUUCCUACAGAUUUUUAUGUGCUUGAUAUGGGAGAUGAUGACCAUCCAUCCUCGAGUUCCAUACUUUUAGGUAGACCAUUCUUGAAAACAGCAAGAACAAAAAUUGAUGUCUACAAUGGUACAUUGUCCAUGGAAUUCGAUGGGGAGGUCAUCAACUUCAAUAUCUACAAAGCAAUGAGGUACCCAAGUGAUGUUCAUUGCAUAAAUUUUGUUGAUAUAAUCCAACCUUUGACUGAAAAGUGUUUUGAGUUGACUAACCAUGAUUUGUUGGAGUUAGUUUUGAGCAGGAAAUUUGAUAACAAUUCAGCCAAAGAGACUGCAGAAAAUUUCAAGUUAGAUGAAGAGUUGCUGGAAAUUGUGGAGAGCAUAGAAGAAAAGAAGAAAAUGAGGUAUGAUAAUAGCAAUGUGAAAUUGCCCAUUUCUAACACAAAACUUCUUCCUUCCAUUGUGCAGGCACCUAAGCUAGAAUUGAAGACUCUUCCAGAUCACUUGAAGUAUGCAUACCUUGGGGAAAAGAAGACUUUGCCUGUCAUUAUCUCCAACAAGUUGUCCAUUGCAGAAGUGCUCUUUGGUGGACAUCACUGA
Messenger RNA from Lactuca sativa (garden lettuce), 1773 nucleotides. RefSeq lists its product as uncharacterized. The record is from RefSeq and is a predicted model, not a curated record. Lineage: Eukaryota; Viridiplantae; Streptophyta; Magnoliopsida; Asterales; Asteraceae.